Molecule: messenger RNA, 1422 nt
Organism: Aureobasidium pullulans EXF-150
Lineage: Eukaryota; Fungi; Ascomycota; Dothideomycetes; Dothideales; Saccotheciaceae
Exons: 4
Coding region: 1-1422 (473 amino acids)
Biological process (GO): regulation of DNA-templated transcription
Molecular function (GO): DNA-binding transcription factor activity, RNA polymerase II-specific; zinc ion binding
Source: RefSeq, a predicted model, not a curated record
AUGCGCCAGACUCUCAGGCGGUCCUGUGCAGCGUGCGCCAAAUCAAAGGCUAAAUGCGAUCUCGGUUCUCCUCAAUGCUCUCGGUGCAUUAAACGACACAUUCAAUGUGCCUACGCAAACGAGCCAUUGACCGCGACUUUGACCAGUGCAGAGCGGAAGGCUGGUCAACCAUCAACACAUCUUCAAAGUCUCAGCAUAGGUCGAUUCGGAUCCUUAGAUCCAUUUGAUUCGUAUCCGCCAACAAGACUGCCUCGGGAACACGUCCAACGACUAAUUCAUACUUUUCUUACCAAAAUCGCUUUCCAGUACUACCCUCUAGACUUGAACACGACGCCUAAUCCAUUCCUCGUCUCCUGGUGGCCACUGGCCUUAGGCGAUCCUGCGUUGUUCCACGUUUCGCUUCAAACAGCAUGUCUCGACGAAGAGCUAUUAGCCCAGAAGGGGUUUCAAACAUCCGAAGCUCUCAUGGCUGACUCUGUGGCUCUACUACGACGUAAGCUUAGUCAUCAGACCUUAGCAGUACAGGACGGGACUAUGAAUUCUGUCAUCACUUUGGCAGCCAUCGAAUUUGGAAAGGGUAAUGUUGUGGUUAGCCAGAUGCAUGUUGAAGGCGUAAAGAGAAUGGUGAACACAAGAGGUGGUAUCAAUGGCGUAAGGCAAACAAGUCCACUUACCGCCAGGAUGGUCAGCUGGGUAUCAAUGCUCAUCACAGGUCAUCCUCAGUUUGAGACUCAAAAUGAUUUCGGGGCCGGAAAUGGCAUACCAUCCAUUCCGGAGUGGCAUCUGGAUCUGGGUACCUACCAUGAAUACCCUACAGCGCUCGAUGGUCUUCUCGUCGACGAAUCAGUCAGGAACGUCUUUAUCCGCCUCUAUAAAGUCUUCGAAAGAGCCCAAAGAACCCCCAUAUCAACCACACAACUUCAUGAUCUCACAUGCUACGUUAUACACCGACUUCUGCCCACAACUUCGGACCUGGAGAGCGUUUCGUCAUCGUCACCCACUGAGUGUAUGCGCUACGCCGUUGUAUUGUACAUGUUCAUCACUCACGGGACGACGUACUAUCCGCACACGUUUGUCCUAAAUCGGACCCUCGUGCAGUUCAAGAUCCAGCUUGAGAAAUCAGAGUCGUCACCCUGGCUGUACGACUCGUUUGGUAUCUGGCUUCUUGCGAUUGGCAUGGUGGCCUCAACUGGCACACUCCGUUAUCAGUGGUUUCUUGAGAGAGCAAGAACCAUCGCUACCUCUUUGCAGCUGCGGAGUUGGGAUGAGGUCUUUGUUCACAUUAAAGGCAUACUGUGGUUAGAGACGCUGCAAGGUGAACAGAGCUUUCGACCUCACUGGGAUAUCUUGUUUAGAACUACAAGUCUACCUUGUCUUCCAGAAUGUGUCGUCGACUUCUCAUGGCGGCAUAGAACGCCCUAG